Cydia pomonella (codling moth) is the source of this 2465-nucleotide messenger RNA. Its product is annotated as succinyl-CoA:3-ketoacid coenzyme A transferase 1, mitochondrial-like. Gene Ontology annotation, molecular function: succinyl-CoA:3-oxo-acid CoA-transferase activity. Gene Ontology annotation, cellular component: mitochondrion. The transcript is spliced from 10 exons. Lineage: Eukaryota; Metazoa; Arthropoda; Insecta; Lepidoptera; Tortricidae. The coding region runs from base 249 to 1796 and encodes 515 amino acids. Gene Ontology annotation, biological process: ketone body catabolic process. The record is from RefSeq and is a predicted model, not a curated record.
AUCUUGCUUAUCAUUUUAUAUUGUAUCUAUUUGACAACCGUGCGGCAGUUUGUUCGCUGCUCUCGCCGUGAAACAAUAGUAGUGAAUUUAAAGUUUUUUUUUUGUUGCCGGCCGGCGAAUUUCUUUGACAUUUCGAUUGUCACUGGACAGUUUGACGUAAGGGAGGGACGAAAGUAAACAAAAACAAAGUAGAGAAAAACAGCUGCAUAUCGGAAAUUAAAAUUAUUACAAACUAACGAAAAUUUAGAAUGGCUCCCAUGACUAUUGUUCGUAUAUUUAGUUUGUCGAACACAAAACCUUUGUACUCUGUAAGUAAGGUACUGUCGUGUGCAAAUUACAGCAGGUCCAGCAAAAAGAGUAAAAUCUACAGUGAUGUCAACGAAGCCGUAAAAGACAUUAAAGAUGGCUCUAAACUUCUGGUCGGCGGUUUCGGGUUGUGCGGCAUUCCAGAGAACCUUAUUCAGGCCUUAAAUAAACAAAAAGUCAGUGGUUUGACUGUUGUUUCCAACAAUGCAGGAGUGGAGAACUUUGGUUUGGGUGUAUUGCUUAAGAGCAAACAAAUCAAAAGGAUGAUUGCAUCUUAUGUUGGAGAAAAUGCUGAAUUUGAAAGGCAGUUCCUGACUGGAGAGUUGGAAGUUGAGCUGACCCCGCAAGGUACCUUAGCCGAGAGGAUCAGAGCAGGAGGGGCAGGUAUUCCCGCUUUCUUCACCCCUACUGGCUAUGGCACUCUUAUUCAAGAGGGUGGUUCGCCUAUCAAAUACACCAAGGAUGGCAAGAUCGACAUCCCAAGCACCUCCCGCCUCGUCAAACAAUUCAACGGCCAUAACUACAUAAUGGAGGAAGCCAUCGUCGGAGACUUUGCCCUCGUCAAAGCUUGGAAAGCGGACAGACACGGCAACUUGAUCUUUAGGAAGAGCGCGCGGAACUUCAACCCGGCUAUGUGCAGAGCAGCGAGGAUCACCAUAGCUGAAGUUGAGGAAAUAGUUGAUGAGCUCGACCCAGAUUUUGUACAUGUUCCGUCUAUAUUUGUACACAGGGUUAUCAAGGGUGAGAAGUAUGAGAAGCGGAUAGAGAGGAGGAUUGUUCAGAAGACGGGAGAGCAAAAAGAGAAGAAACCGGCAGAUCUGAUGCGGGAGAGGAUCAUUAGAAGGGCCGCUUUGGAGUUUAAGGAUGGCAUGCAUGCUAAUCUUGGAAUAGGUAUGCCAAUGCUUGCUAGUAACUUCAUUCCCAAGAACGUGAAAGUGCUGCUGCAAUCAGAAAACGGUAUACUUGGCCUAGGACCUGUUCCAACCGAGGACCAAGUGGAUGCAGAUCUCAUCAAUGCUGGAAAGGAAACUGUCACCAUACUUCCAGGAGCAUCGUUUUUCUCGUCCGAUGACAGUUUCGCCAUGAUUCGCGGCGGCCACAUCGACCUCACCGUGUUGGGCGCCAUGGAAGUCUCACAGUACGGCGACUUGGCUAACUGGAUGAUUCCUGGUAAAAUGGUGAAAGGAAUGGGCGGAGCCAUGGACCUGGUGUCGGCGCCGCGCACCAAGGUGGUGAUCACGAUGGAGCACUGCGCCAGGGGCGGCGGACACCGCAUCCUGCCCCGCUGCGGUCUGCCGCUCACCGGCAAGAACUGCGUGAGCAUGAUCAUCACUGAAAAGGCGGUAUUCGAUGUGGACAAGGAGAAGGGCCUGACCCUGACCGAGCUGGCCGAAGGAGUGACGGUGGAAGACGUGGUCGUGGCCACGGGGUGCGAGUUCCAAGUCUCCAAGGACCUUAAGAAGAUGGGAGAUGUCUUGGAAACAGACUAAGAGAAACAUGUAUUCCUACGCCGGCGAGGGUUUUUACUUUAAAAAAGUUCCCGCCAGCAAUGUUAACGGGUCAAACACGGUUUAGAAAAAAGUCACUUCUGUGGACAAUACUAUAAAAGUUAACGGCUCUGGUACAUAUAUGUCCCUCAAGUACUGACAAAAAAUAUCCCGCCUGUAAGGUAGCAGCGUAAAAAAUUUAAAAAUUAGCUUUAGAUUUUAGAUUCCCUCAACUUUCCGAUAUCUACAGGGAAGACGCGAACAAGUUAAGCAUAAUAUAAAAUGUGUAUGACCCUAACAUCCGUCGUCUUAAUAAUGCAUGCUAUAAAUCAUGUUACUUGCACGAGAAAAUAGUUAAUCGCUAGUCUCUUUCUCGCCGCCGCCGGUACUUCUUAGUUAAGUAACUUUAAACUUAUUCUUUUGAAAAUCAUACUCAAAUUAUGAGUCCCAAUGGCUGGUAUUUUGAGCGUAAAUUAACCUGUAAAAAAUAACUCACGAGUAAGUAAAUGUAUAUUUUUGUUACAAUUUAUAUUAUACGUACUAUAUAAUAAUAUUAAUAAUGUUUUAAGAUUACACUGCCAAUUUGUUGAAAAAAGUUAAGUUUGAGAUCAAUUUUAUUCUAUGCAUGAUUACCUAAGUGCUUGGAAAUAAUAAUUUUAUUAUAUUAUGACA